Messenger RNA from Talaromyces atroroseus, 834 nucleotides. RefSeq lists its product as hypothetical. The transcript has 4 exons. Gene Ontology annotation, molecular function: phosphatase activity. The record is from RefSeq and is a predicted model, not a curated record. NCBI's taxonomy places the organism in Eukaryota, Fungi, Ascomycota, Eurotiomycetes, Eurotiales, Trichocomaceae. Gene Ontology annotation, cellular component: cytoplasm. Bases 1 to 834 code for a protein of 277 amino acids.
AUGCCUCCGAUCGUGCAUCUAGUGCGACACGCUCAAGGCUACCACAACCUCACAACCGCAAACCACACUCUUCCCGACCCAGAACUCACGCAACUAGGAGAGCAGCAAUGCGCGCAACUCCAAGAGAGCUUUCCAUACCAUUCUCAGAUCGAAUUGGUCGCUGCCUCUCCCCUGCGCCGAACCAUUCAUACUGCUCUGCUCAGCUUCCAGCCUGUCUUUUCUGGCCAUAAGGAUUUAAAGCUCAUUUGCAUCCCCGAGGCACAGGAGACAAGCGACGUUCCCUGUGAUACUGGAAGUGACCCUGCCGUGCUGCAGAAAGAGUUUGUUGAUCGUGGUCUGCCGGUUGAUAUCUCCCUGGUGCAUGAAGGAUGGAAUAGCAAGCAAGGCAAAUGGGCCCCCCAGAUUGGAGCUCUUAGAAAUCGCGCCCGUGAGGUUCGGCAAUGGCUCAAAGCUCGUCCGGAGAAGCAAAUCAUCCUGGUCACGCACGGUGGACUGCUUCAUUAUUUGACCGAAGACUGGGAAGAUAGCAGUCUUUACCAAGGCACCGGCUGGCUCAACACGGAGUAUCGCUCGUACACUUUCUCCGAUACCAUUGACACCGAGGACAUUGAAGGCAAGAAACUAGACGAUGGUGAUGAUGCCACAAUUAUCGAAACUCCAGAAUCCCGAAAGCGUCGCGGAAAGAGCGCCGAGGCGCCAUCCCGCGAAGACCAAAAAGUGUAUUACCAACAGGGACUCGACGGCUGGGAAAAACAAGGAUUGCAGCCCAGUUCAAAAGAACGCGAGAAUGCUAAAGUUCCCGAGGGUCAGGAAGUCGACGGCAGUCGCGUAUAG